AUGGCUGAUCAAUUGCUUGCCGACCGCGACGCACCACCAGUCGGCACAAACUGGGCCUCAAACUUCGUCAGGCGACACCCAGACCUCAAGACGCGUUUUUUUCGUAAAUAUGACUACCAGAGAGCCAAGUGCGAAGAUCCAACUAUUAUCCGCAACUGGUUUAUGCUUGUGGCGAACAUAAUCGCGAAGUACGGCAUCCGAUCAGAAGAUAUCUAUAACUUUGACGAGACUGGCUUCCUUAUGGGCAUGAUUGCAAGCGGAAUGGUCGUCACGGGCUCAGAAAGGCGUUUAAAGCCAAAAUCAGUGCAGCCUGGAAAUCGGGAAUGGAUUACAGUGAUCCAAGCGAUCAAUGCGGAAGGCUGGUCGAUCCCGCCGUUUAUCAUCGGUGCGGGCCAAUAUCACCUCGCCAACUGGUACCGAGAAAGCAACCUCCCGGGCGAUUGGGCUAUUGCAACGACCCAAAAUGGCUGGACCGAUAAUGAGACCGGUCUCGAGUGGCUCAAGCACUUUGACCGGCACACAACCAAUCGAUCAAUUGGUUCCUAUCGUCUCUUGAUCCUUGAUGGCCACGAAAGUCACCACUCCAUCGAAUUCGAGAGAUAUUGCGAGGAGAAUAAGAUUAUCCGGCUUUCAUACUAA
Messenger RNA from Fusarium keratoplasticum, 639 nucleotides. RefSeq names its product HTH CENPB-type domain-containing protein. The record is from RefSeq and is a predicted model, not a curated record. Gene Ontology annotation, molecular function: DNA binding. Lineage: Eukaryota; Fungi; Ascomycota; Sordariomycetes; Hypocreales; Nectriaceae. The transcript has 2 exons. Bases 1 to 639 code for a protein of 212 amino acids. Gene Ontology annotation, cellular component: nucleus.